GAACCUGAAGGGAAAGUAUUUAUAGCAAUAACCCUCUCAGGCAACUUCACUGAAGGAACACUCCAGAGGGACAGAAUCUUUAAAAACUUCACGCGGAAACGCCAACGGGCCAUGCGCAGGAGAGUUCACCAAGUCAACGGACACAAGUUUAUGGCAACUUACUUGCGGCAACCAACGUACUGCUCACACUGCCGGGAAUUUAUCUGGGGAGUAUUUGGAAAGCAGGGAUACCAGUGCCAAGUUUGCACAUGUGUUGUGCACAAGCGUUGUCACCAUCUCAUAGUUACAGCUUGCACAUGCCAGAAUAAUAAAAAGACGAUGGAUAUGAAGUUUUCUGAGCAGAGAUUUGGAAUCAACAUCCCACACAAGUUCAGAAUCCACAAUUACAAAGUGCCGACCUUCUGUGAUCACUGUGGAUCUCUCCUCUGGGGAAUCUUGCGACAAGGGCUUCAGUGUAAAAUGUGCAAAAUAAAUGUACAUAUUCGGUGCGAAUCCAAUGUAGCUCCAAACUGCGGGGUGAAUGCAGCAGAACUAGCCAAGACGUUGGCAUGUAUGGGACUCCAACCUGGAAAUAUCUCUCCAAAUGGGAAGUUAGUCUCCAGAUCAACGUUGAGACGCCAGAAAAAAGACAGCACAAAGGAUGGCAGUGGGAUGGUUGAAGUCUCAGCCAGUAGGCUUAAAAUUGAAGAUCUGAUAUUCAUCAGGGUGCUGGGAAAGGGCAGUUUUGGAAAGGUAAUGCUGGCUAAAACAAAAGAGACAGGAUAUCUGUAUGCCAUCAAAGUGCUGAAGAAAGAUGUCAUUCUUCAAGAUGACGAUGUGGAGUGUACCCUAACAGAGAAGCGGAUCCUGACUUUGGCAAGAAAUCAUCCUUUCCUCACUCAGCUUUUCUGCUGUUUUCAGACUGCUGAUCGCCUCUUCUUUGUUAUGGAGUUUGUGAAUGGAGGCGAUUUGAUGUUCCACAUCCAGAAAUCCCGUCGCUUUGAUGAAGUCCGAGCCCGGUUCUAUGCUGCAGAAAUCAUUUCAGCUCUCAUGUUCCUUCACGAGAGAGGCAUCAUUUACAGAGAUCUGAAACUGGAUAAUGUGCUGCUGGAUCAUGAGGGCCACUGCAAGCUGGCAGAUUUUGGAAUGUGCAAAGAAGGAAUCCAUGAUGGGAUCACCACCGCAACAUUCUGUGGAACCCCUGACUAUAUUGCUCCAGAGAUUUUGCAGGAGAUGCUUUAUGGUCCCGAGGUUGACUGGUGGGCGAUGGGGGUACUCCUGUAUGAGAUGCUUUGUGGCCAUGCUCCAUUUGAAGCGGAAAAUGAGGAUGACCUAUUUGAAGCUAUCCUCAAUGAUGAAAUUGCCUACCCAACAUGGCUUCAGGAAGAUGCAGUGACAAUCUUGAAAGCUUUCAUGACAAAGAAUCCUAAAAUGCGACUCGGUAAUACUGCCUUAGGGGGAGAGAAGGCCAUUCUCCUGCAUCCAUACUUUCAGGAACUGGAUUGGGACCUGCUAAAUCAACGCCAGAUUGAGCCACCGUUCCGACCUCGAAUCAAAUCAAAAGAAGAUGUGAGUAACUUUGACCCCGAAUUUUUAAAGGAAGAGCCAAUCUUGACUCCCAUUGAAGAUGGAAUACUAUCCAUGAUCAACCAAGAGGAAUUUAGAAACUUUUCUUAUACAGAUCCAGAAUUAGAGUCUUAGCUCCAUGUUGACUGGACUCUCUAUUCAGCAACAAAGAAGGAUUGGAAUACGGGAUUGCCCAGACAUUUGUUCAACUGGACCAUCCGACAGGCAGACUUAUACUAUGCAUCAGAGUAAAGAGGAGAAAAACGAAAGUGAGGAGCUUAGCAGGAACAAGUAAAUGAAUGAUGCACAAAAGAGGAAUGGGUAGAGCUUGUUAGCUCUGAAUGGCUACUGAAGUAACUUUGUAGGGAAUUUCUAGAAAGACAAAAUCAACUCUGAGCCAAAACGACCUUUUUUGCAGCACUGAUUUCCCACAAAAUAACUCGGUUUAACUACUUUCUGCAAUCAAGGAAGCAAAAAAGAGACUAGUUUGAACUGUAUUAGGGAAAGGUUACAUGUGCUACUACUUUGUUUAGAGGUUAUAGGUCCCGGUUUCCUCACAUUUGAGUGAGUACAUAUCUGUUAGAAACAUUUUGGAUCUCCAUUUACAAAUAUAUGUAAUUAUACACAUUGACAGGAAAGAAAGA
Thamnophis elegans (Western terrestrial garter snake) is the source of this 2189-nucleotide messenger RNA. It is a transcript of the gene PRKCH, whose product is annotated as protein kinase C eta. Gene Ontology annotation, biological process: protein phosphorylation. The coding region runs from base 112 to 1680 and encodes 522 amino acids. The transcript has 13 exons. NCBI's taxonomy places the organism in Eukaryota, Metazoa, Chordata, Lepidosauria, Squamata, Natricidae. The record is from RefSeq and is a predicted model, not a curated record. Gene Ontology annotation, molecular function: diacylglycerol-dependent serine/threonine kinase activity; ATP binding.